CCAUCUCUCUCUCUCUCUCUCUCUCUCUCUCUCUCUGUGGGCAGUGACUGCGUUCUUAAUACUGGUUGUGAUCACAAUGGCUUUGAGUUUCUGCACCAACUGGGGAACAGCUGAUCAGUACCUUGUCCCGGAGAUGAGCAGCUUCCCAACGACACAUUCAGAGCUCUCCAAGGACCUCUUCACUUUCCAGGAAAAUUUCGGAUUUUCAGACACUUUGGCAGAUCAGUUCUUCUUCGACCCAGAUCAGUACUCGUACUCAGACGACUCCACUCACCAUCUCCUCCCAUACUUCUCUUACCCAUCAGACCAUCUCAUCUCCCUCUCCCCUGAAGUCUUUCCGCUCCAAGAGUUCGAGUCCUACCUCUUCCCGAAACGCCAAAAGGCCUAUGAAGAUCAACACUACAUGGAUUUUCCACCUGGGUACUUCCCCCAUCCUCCAGAGUUGAUGCCACAACUUCAAGUUCCACUGCCUGAGUUCCAGACUGCACCAGCAUUUUAUGGUUGUGCAAGUGUGGAGAGCAGUGGGAAGAAAGGCUGUAGAGAGAGCUUGUCGGCGCAGAGCAUUGCGGCUCGGCAGAGGAGGAGGAAGAUCACUGAGAAAACUCAAGAGCUUGGGAAGCUUAUUCCUGGUGGCAACAAGAUGAACACAGCUGAGAUGUUCCAAGCUGCUUUCAAGUAUGUCAAGUACUUACAGGCUCAAGUUGCUAUUCUUCAACUCAUGGGUUCACUUCAGUAUGAUGAGGAAGCAUUCUAUGUAGAAGAACUCCAAGCAACUGCAUCUCCAAUGAUUCAAGAGAAGCUUUACUCUGUGGAGAAAUGUUUGGUUUCAAAGCAAUUUGUGGAAGCCCUAGCCAAUGAUGAACUGCUGCUCCAAUCAAACUCUUCAAUCUUCAAUGGCAUCCAUCAGUUGAUCCAACCCAAUGACUGAUCAUAUUUAUUUACAAGAUUUGUCUUUGUUGUUAGCACUAACAUUUUUUUCUUCUUAAUUUUUGUUGUUAUUGUUGUUCUAAUCUUUUUUCUUGUAAAUUUUUCUUUUCCAAGAAAUGGAUUAGUGCAUUUGCCAUUUAUGUUUUAAGAAAUAUGUGGG
Molecule: messenger RNA, 1087 nt
Organism: Vitis riparia (riverbank grape)
Lineage: Eukaryota; Viridiplantae; Streptophyta; Magnoliopsida; Vitales; Vitaceae
Product: transcription factor bHLH52
Exons: 3
Coding region: 77-928 (283 amino acids)
Biological process (GO): regulation of DNA-templated transcription
Molecular function (GO): DNA-binding transcription factor activity; protein dimerization activity
Source: RefSeq, a predicted model, not a curated record